Molecule: messenger RNA, 4175 nt
Organism: Argiope bruennichi
Lineage: Eukaryota; Metazoa; Arthropoda; Arachnida; Araneae; Araneidae
Product: zinc finger protein 70-like
Exons: 1
Coding region: 424-2676 (750 amino acids)
Biological process (GO): regulation of transcription by RNA polymerase II
Cellular component (GO): nucleus
Molecular function (GO): RNA polymerase II cis-regulatory region sequence-specific DNA binding; DNA-binding transcription factor activity, RNA polymerase II-specific
Source: RefSeq, a predicted model, not a curated record
AGUGCAAGUACUGACUUUUGUUAGUUGUUUGUGGCCGUGAGAAAAAGUUUAAAUCCGUAAUUUAUGUUUUGUUGAUUAUCUAUCUAGUGGUUUUAGUUGUAGACUAUAAGGUUCUACUUGUCAUCAAUAUUGUGUGUUUCAUCUGAUAUCCGUUGCAUGUCUUCCUGAUUGUGUGUUUUACGUCUAGAGCUUUAGGCGUCCGAUUGAUGUCAAUUAAAAACUUUAGAAAAAAUUUCUGGAUUGUUACAUUACGACAACUGUAAGACAUUAAAGUAAUUUUAUUUACUUUAUUAAUGUCUGUGAGAAUGAAGAGUUAAUUUUAUGCUGUGCCAUGUGUCAUUAAUGAUUGCUUAAUGACAAAAUCUUUCAGUCUAUAUAUUUUAUGCAUCUGCUGAAUGUAUCAGAAAUAAACAAAUAACAAGUAUGGCUCUGUAUAUACAUCAAGCAUAUGGUCCACAAGGAGUGGAUGUUACUUACCAGGAUCUUGGUAAUAGAGGCUUACAGCAACAUCAUCAAAUUUAUGCUGAACCUGUUAUGCAGCAGCACCAAAUAUAUAGGACAGAUCCAACAGUUCAGCAACAAAUUUAUGCUGAACAUCUCAUUCCUCAGCAUACUCAAAUUUAUCGAGAGGAAGAUUUGCAACAGCAUGCACAAAUAUAUCGUGCUGAGGAUAUUCAGCAGCAUACUCAGGUUUAUCGAGAAGUUACCCAAGAACCUCAGCCUCCUCCUCAACCAGCUGCAUCAGCUCAUGUUUGUGAUAUAUGCAACAAAACAUGCAAGUCCAAAAGUGAUUUGCAAGCUCAUUAUGCUGGACAUACUGGUGAAAAAGCUCAUAUUUGCGAUGUUUGUCACAAAGGAUUUACUCAGAAAAGUAGCCUUCAGACUCAUUAUUUAAUACACACUGGUGACAAACCUCAUGUUUGUGAAGUUUGUAACAGAGGCUUUACUGAUAAAAGUACUUUAAGAAAGCAUAGCUUGAUCCAUACAGGGCAGAAGCCACAUGUUUGUGAUAUUUGUCAAAGAGGUUUUGUUCAAAAAAUUACUUUAAGAAAACAUUAUCUUACCCAUACUGGUGAGAAGAAUCAUAUCUGCGAGAUAUGUAACAAGGGAUUUGCUCAAAAAAGUACACUUCGCACUCAUUACCUUGUGCAUUCUGCUGAUCGAGAAGGUAAAAGGAGGAAAGGGAAAGGCAAAAAGAAAAAUGCGGAGCAACAAGUAACAGAAGAAAAGAUUGUUAUUGCAAUAACUGAACCUGAGGCUAUUCUGCAAGAAACUGGUGAACCCAAUGUUGAACAACAACAACAAACAGUAGAAAUGGACCAAACUGUUGUACAAGUUCAAACUGAACCUGAUCAGUGUGAAAUGACAUUUGCUGAUAAUAGUGGAUCUCAUGAUCAGGCAUUGAUCCAGACUGAACAGCAAGUAUAUUUAGAAAAUCCACAAGCUUAUGCUACAAUUGAUCAACAACCUUUGACACAUAUGGUUCAUCAGGCUCUUAACAUUGGACCUCAAGGUAUACAUCCCUUAAUGACAAUUGACCAACAAGGCAUUGCUCAUCUUGGACAUCAAACCUUGACUCAAGUUGGACAUCAGACUUUAGCCCAGAUAGGACAUCAGACAUUCACUAUUAUUGGCCAACAGCCUUAUACUACUGUAGAACAGCAACCGUUAACCCACAUUGUGCAUUCAACUAUGGCUCCUAUUGUUGAAGAUCAAAAUAUACCACCUGGUAUGCCUCAUGUAUUUGCUUGUGAUCAGUGCCCAAAACAGUUCAAAAGGAAAUGUGAUCUUCAGAAGCACUAUAUGGUGCAUACAGGAGAAAAAUCAUUCUUUUGUGAAAUUUGCAGCAAGGGUUUUAUGUCAAAAAAUGCAUUACAGAAGCAUAUUUUUGUCCAUACAGGUGAAAAGCCACAUUCCUGUUCAGUUUGUGGAAAAGCGUUUACAAAGAAAAGUAGCCUUGCAACUCAUUAUCUGAUUCAUACUGGAGAAAAACCUCAUAACUGUCACUAUUGUGAUCGACGAUUCAAAGACAAAAGUACUCUUCGAAAGCACUUACAGAUUCAUACUGGCCAAAAAAAUCAUGUGUGUGAAAUUUGCAACAAAGCUUUUGUUCAGAAAAGUACACUUCGCAAACAUCAAGUUACUCACACGAAAGAAAAAUUAUUUCAAUGUGAAAUUUGCAAGAAGAGGUUUACACAGAAAUAUAGUUUACAUGUUCAUCAUCAAAUCCAUAAACGUCCAAGGCCUUUUGCUUGUGAUCAGUGUGAUGAAGCAUAUACAAACAAGCUUGAACUCGAGAAACAUUACAGAAUCCAUACAGGUGAAAAACCACAUACAUGUCAAAUAUGUAAAGAAGGUUUUGAUGAAAAGGCACGUCUUAAUCGGCAUAUGCUUGGACAUACUGGUGUGAAACCGUUUGUGUGUAAUAUUUGUCAACGAGGUUUUAAGGACAAAUGUAAUAUGCAAAGACAUUAUUUAACUCAUACAGGAGAAAAGCCUUUUGCUUGUGACUUAUGUGAGAGGAGGUUCCGUGAAAAGGCAAAACUUUUAAAACAUAAAGCACGUCGUCAUAAGAACAAGCCCAAGCCUAAGCCAACUGCACCACAACCUAUUAGAAAGGUAAUAAUCAUCAAAACACUAUCAACAGACUAUUAUUAUAAUCGAAAAUAUUACUAAGAUUUUUGCACUUCUGAUGUACAGGGGCUCAAUAUUUUGUAUUGAAAAUUAGUAUGAAAGAAUGAAAUGUCCAAUUAUAUUUCAGUAUUCUUAAUGCCUUAUUGUGUUGAUGUUGUGCUGCUGUGGUGUGAUUGAAGCUAUUAUGCUUUCUAUUUUAUCCCUUAAGUAAUAUUUUUUUAAUUGAAUUGUUUGUGUUCUGAUCAUAAUAUGUGUUGUACUGGAAUCUUCUUAUGAAAAAAAAAAAAAAAAAAAAAAAAUUGGGGCUUUUUAAAUUUUGGAUCCAAGCACCUUGUGGGGUAGCAUAUAUGAAUUUUAGGAUCAUGAAAAUAUUUAACAUUUGUUCCUUCUCUCAGAUUCUUCAAUAAUCCCAGAUAAAAUGGAGUUCAAAGGUCUAUUUUCUUAUGAAAUUAAUAAAAACUAUUAUAGAAUAUGAGAAAAAUUUAACAAUGGAAAAACACAAAAAUUUAACAAGUUUCAAGAGCCCUAUAACUGGUAUAGUAUAAUCCCAUCUGAAGAUUCUCACUUGAUAGACAAGAUAAUCGUCAUGAAUCAAUUGAAAAUAAUUAGCUCAAAAAAUAAUUGAAGGAAGAUAAUCAUAUUGCAUCUUUAUUUUUCCUAUUUGAAACUCUUUAAUAAAUGCUCUAAAAUGCUGGUGAUACCAAGUACUUAUGCACUUUAUGUUGACUGGUUCAUUUUUUUAAUUGUAUUGAAUGCAUUGAUUUAAUAUCUUAUUUUUGAAUUAACAAAAAUGAUCGUAGCUAAUUAUUUAUUAGAUGGGAUAAUGUAUAUAUAUUCAUUUUCAUGUUUAUUUAAUAAUGUUUAAAUGAAAAAUAAUUAUAUCCAGUCUUUAUUAACGGGUCUGAUAUUUUAUAACUUUUAAACCAGUUAUAACUUCAAGUCAUGUGUUAAUAUGUGUUUUAAUUGAUUAGAAUUCUAUUUUGCUGUCAAGAUUUUUUUCUUCCUGUUGUAGAAUGCUUGUCAGGAUCUUUAUGUUAUUGUUUUCUGAAGUCCUAAGGAAUGCUGUUGUAUAGAAUAUUUGCGAAUGUUAUAUUUUUAUAUAAUAGGUAAAUUAUUUUAUGACUAUAUGAAUAUAAUUUUAAAACCAUUUUUAUUUCUAUGGAAUUCUCAAUACUUGUAAAUAAAGUUAAGUAAAAUAAUGCCAGUGUUCCUGAAUAGAGAUUUUUUUGGCAUAUUUCAUAUUAAAAAUAAUUUAUUAGAUGGAAUAUGGAGUUGGUAUUUUUUUAUGCUGUUAAUAAUGUCUGUUAGAAAUGAGCUGGGUAGUAGUUUGCUCAAAUUAUUCGCAAAAAUGAAUUAAAGUAUAAACUGAGUUUUAUUGAAAAAGUAUAAAAUUAUUUGCUUUAUAUUCUACAAUUAUUUUGAUAAAUAGAAAUUUAAAGUAUAUUUAUGUGUUAUUUAUUUCAGUAUGAAUCUAAAUUAAUUUUUAUGUAUUUUAUUUUCUUAAGUUUCUUGUUGUAAAUGUACAAAAACUAUAAUAGUUU